AUCUCCAUCCCAGCAUCUGUGACUUAGAAGACAUCAGCAUUCGUCGUAAAUCUCAGGCGAUCCCAUUGAUGCAGUCAUGCUUUCAGGCACAUUAUGGAGUGUUACGAGCUCACUAUUGAGCCUGUUUUAUUCUGGGAUGCAGGUUAUGGUGCCAUGUCUUCCUCCAGCUCCUAUCUCCACCUCUGGUCUUACUGAGAAGUAUAUGGGCACUUGGCAUUUUGUGGCAGCAACUGCAUGGGAUGAAAGUGAUCUUAAGUUCUAUCAGACCGUCGACAGCUCUCUUCUUCACAUUCAGAAAGGUGCUAACGAUACUCUGUUGGUGACCGAAUCAACUCGCCUUGGUGAUACGUGUAAGAAAAAUACUAGGAGCUACUUUACUCUGUCUGUGCUGGACCCAUUCCUGUUCAGAACUGAUUACGACGCUAUGGCACUGAUCUGGGAUGGCAAGUUCAUAAACUGCCCUUCAUGCAUGAUAGUAUUGUUUGUGGAUGAAAACGAGGAAGCCAGAGCUUCGCUGUUCGCUCGUGAUGAAAAGACACCAGAUGAAGUGAUACAGGAAUUUAAGUCAAAAAUGGAGUGUGUUUAUAUGGAAGACUUCUUAAAGGCGCCUUGAUUCUUGAUUAUGUAAGACUGGCAAAUAUGAUGUGUGAACAUGAAUUUAUUUACCAUAUUGUUUAUUUUAGGUUACUGUGAACUUGAUGCUGCUUAAAACACAGAUGGUAAGUGCAAACACUGCGUUUCUAAACUGGUUAUCCUGAAAAUUAGAUUCUUUAAUGCUUGGCAUAAGUUCUCACUCCUUAAGCAGAUGCAAAUAUCUUCACGCUUCAGAUCUACAAUAAAUGACUGAACAGAUGGAAAUCAGGAUUCACUGGUUUUGGUUUAGAGACUGAAGGAUUAAAUAAGAUAACAUUUCAACAUAACACAGAAGACUAGCAAAACUCACAAACUACUACUUGUAUUUAUAUCAUUAUAAUGUCCUAAAGUGUAAUGAAAUGUGUCUGAGAUGAUGAAUACAGGUAUCUCACAGCUACAAGUCCAGAGGCACAAAAAAAAAUGUAAAAGCCCAGAAGAGAAUAAUGAAAUAUAUUAAAUGUUAGAACAGAUAAUAUGAAGCCCUACUUUUUCUUCCUGCUACCAUUAAAUGAGAUUAUUUUAAAA
Puntigrus tetrazona (Sumatra barb) is the source of this 1158-nucleotide messenger RNA. RefSeq names its product apolipoprotein M (gene apom). The coding region runs from base 77 to 613 and encodes 178 amino acids. NCBI's taxonomy places the organism in Eukaryota, Metazoa, Chordata, Actinopteri, Cypriniformes, Cyprinidae. The transcript has 5 exons. The record is from RefSeq and is a predicted model, not a curated record.